Phymastichus coffea is the source of this 1406-nucleotide messenger RNA. RefSeq names its product vacuolar protein sorting-associated protein 37A (gene Vsp37A). Gene Ontology annotation, cellular component: ESCRT I complex. Bases 131 to 1390 code for a protein of 419 amino acids. The record is from RefSeq and is a predicted model, not a curated record. Gene Ontology annotation, biological process: protein targeting to vacuole; protein targeting to membrane; ubiquitin-dependent protein catabolic process via the multivesicular body sorting pathway. NCBI's taxonomy places the organism in Eukaryota, Metazoa, Arthropoda, Insecta, Hymenoptera, Eulophidae. The transcript is spliced from 5 exons.
CAGUCGUCGUCGUCAGUGGGUUUGUGCAGCUGCAGCAGUGGGUUAACUUUCUGACGCGCUGCACAGCAGGGAAGCUGACAAUUUCCUCUGCGACUUUGGCGAAUGAGUUAUUCAAAAUUCAGGCGUUUAAAUGUUAUCACGAAUAUUCCGGGGAGAAAAUGAAAACGUCGCCGUCAAGAGAAAACGCCAGAUCGACACGCUGAAAAUUUUUAAUGACAAUGUCUUGGAACUGCAACAAGAUGUUGAAUACCAAGUGCUGUUCAAUGCUGGAGAAAGAUGUAUGGCAAUUAUGGUCUCAUUGUCUCCAGACUUUCCUCUGGAAAAACCAGUGCUCAGAGUUUCACCACCGAUAAAACAUAAAUGGUGUAAUGAACACAGUGAAAUUACUAGUGCACCAGGAUUAUUGAAUUUUACCGUACAUAGUGACCUGGGGCGCGUUGUGCAAGCUAUUAUUAGAGAAUUUAGUAAGAAUCCACCGCAACUUUUAGAAGAUAACUCUGCACUCACAGAUGUAGCUGGUAGAGUAUCACCAUCAUAUGCAUGGAAACCUCAUGAGCUCGCAGCUGCUUCCUAUGCUCCUUUCUACAACACAUCAUUCCAACAGUUUUCUUCAUCAAAUGUUACUCCUAGCAUAUACAAUUAUAAUUACACCAAUGCCAGUAAUACAUACAAUGUCAGUGAUCAGUCAAGACAUAAACCAUAUACUCCUCCAGUAUCGUAUAUGGGAAAUUCUAUAAAUUCUGUACAGUUUGAUACUACAAAUGCUCAACAAUACUCAUCAAGUCCCAGUGUUAAUGCAUAUACAAACUUACAUUAUGUAAAUGCUAAUGUGGGACCGUCUAUACAAAAUCAAGUGCAAUAUAAGGGUAGUAGUAAAGUGCAUUGUUUGGAAUUUCCAGAAUUGGAAAAGAUGACAAAUGAAGAACUUGUGAAAUUAGGGAAGGAUGAAGAUUCGAUGGAUGAGUUUCUUGAAAAGCAUACAAAGCUGAAAGAAAUCGAUUCUGCAAUUGAGGAUGCUAUUGAUUGGGUGGAAAAAACAGCGUCUAUGAACUUGUCAAAAGAACAGCAGCUGGCAGAGCUGCGUGAAGAAGUAGUCGAGAAAAUGGAAACGAUGGAAACUCUGAAGACUCGAUAUGAAAAACUUGUCGAGCGAUAUAACAAGCUUUCGGAGGUGUAUGAUGCCGAACACAUAAGAGACUGUCUCAGUCAAGCAGCCGAUGAAAGCCAAGAGCAAAGCGAAGUGAUAGCCCAGGACUUUCUCGAUCGCAAAAUUGACGUGGAGCGUUUUCUUAGUACAUAUGUCGAGUGUCGAAAGCUCGGUCAAGCCAGGCGAACCAAGGAGGAGAAACUAACACAUCAACUUAACGAAUUGAAGAGAGCCCAUCGUUAAAUGAACAAAUUUCGUU